Messenger RNA from Carya illinoinensis, 1635 nucleotides. Its product is annotated as mogroside IE synthase-like. Bases 69 to 1439 code for a protein of 456 amino acids. Gene Ontology annotation, molecular function: UDP-glycosyltransferase activity. Lineage: Eukaryota; Viridiplantae; Streptophyta; Magnoliopsida; Fagales; Juglandaceae. The transcript is spliced from 2 exons. The record is from RefSeq and is a predicted model, not a curated record.
GCCAACCCAAUCAAACAGAGAGGGGGAGACAGAAAGAGAUCUCAGUUUUUUCUUUUUUUUUGUCAAAAAUGGCGAAGGAGACGAGUGCCUGGAGAGCUCACUGCUUAAUUUUACCCUAUCCAACUCAAGGACACAUUAAUCCUAUGGUCGAAUUCUCCAAGCGUUUGGAGCACAGAGGAGUAAAAGUUACACUGGUUACCACCAACUUCGUCUCCAAGGACAUACAAAAAGAAGGCAGCUCCAUUGCGCUCGAGACCAUCUCCGAUGGCUAUGACGAAGGCCGGAUAUCGCGACCAGACAACUUCCAUGUCUAUUUGGAGCGCUUUUCGCAAGUCGGUUCGCAAACUCUAACCGAGCUCCUUGAGAAACUUUCCAGGUCUGGCUGCCCUCCUAACUGUAUUGUUUAUGAUCCUUUCUUGCCUUGGGCACUAGAUGUAGCUAAAAAGUUUGGGUUACUCGGAGCUGCGCUUUUCACUCAAUCCUGGGCUGUUGACGUUAUAUACUACCAUGUUCACAAAGGAGAGCUGAAACUCCCUCUUUCAGAAUCAGAAGUUCUGCUUCCUGGUUUGCCACCUCUUGAACCUCAGGACAUGCCUUCCUUCAUUUAUACGUUAGGAUCGUACCCAGGUAGCUUGGAGAUGCUUACGGGACAAUUUUCUAAUAUUGAGAAAGCUGACUGGGUCCUUUGCAACACCAUUUAUGAGCUGGAGCAAGAGGCGGUGGAUUGGAUGUCAAAGAUAAUGCCAUUGAGGACAGUGGGACCAACUAUUCCAUCUAUGUUCUUAGAUAAGCGGCUUGAAGAUGACAAAGACUAUGGUUUCAGUGUCUUCAAACCAAACACUGAUGCUUGCCUAAAAUGGCUAAAUGAUCAUCCGAAAGGGUCGGUUGUUUAUGUUUCUUUCGGCAGUUUGGUCGCUCUUGAAGAUGAGGAAAUGCAAGAACUAGCUUGGGGUUUGAGGAUGAGCAACAGCUAUUUCUUGUGGGUAGUCAGGGCCACAGAGGAGGCAAAGCUCCCCAAAAACUUUGCGGAAGAGACGUCGGACAAGGGACUAAUGGUUCAUUGGUGUCCUCAGUUAGAAGUCUUAGCACAUGAGGCAGUGGGAUGCUUUGUGACACACUGUGGUUGGAACUCUACGUUGGAGGCCCUGAGCUUUGGUGUUCCAAUGUUGGCAAUGCCACAAUGGACAGACCAAAGCACGAAUGCAAAGUUUAUUAUGGAUAUUUGGAAGAUGGGACUUAAAGUUCCAGUUGAUGAGAAAGGGAUAGUCAGGAAAGAAGCAGCAGAGCAUUGCAUAAGGGAAAUAAUGGAGGGAGAGAGAGGAAAAGAAAUCAAGAAAAAUGCUUUCAAAUGGAGGAAAUUGGCAAAAGAGGCCGUGGACAAAGGUGGGAGUUCUGACAAGAACAUUGAAGAAUUUGUAGCUGAAUUGGUUCGCUCGUAGCAGGUUGCAUCUGUUUCUUGCUCCAGUACCAUGUCAUAAUUUGGGCUCGUUUUUUGCUGUUUGAUGCACACACAUUUGCUAGCUGUUUAAUAAACUCCGGUUUGAUAUGAUCAGGACAAAAAGAUGAGCCUUUUAGUUUUGUCGAUCAAAAAUGUCAGAUCUUUGGGGAAUCAUGAAUUGAAUAUUUGUUGGUCCA